GAAUAUAGGCCCAUACAAAAGAACAUCCUUAUAAUUAACACAAAACCCUAAUUUCUAACAUUCUCAAACCUACGUUGUCUGCGUUAGCUUCUUCUCUUCAAGCCGAAACUCGAAAAUGCCGUUCAAGAGGUUCGUUGAGAUCGGGCGAGUUGCUCUUGUCAACUACGGCAAAGACUAUGGAAAGCUAGUUGUUAUCGUCGAUGUCAUCGACCAAACUAGGGCUCUAGUGGAUGCACCUGACAUGGAGAGGAUCCCAAUUAAUUUCAAGAGGCUUUCUCUUACUGAUAUCAAGAUUGAUAUCAAGAGAGUUCCUAAGAAGAAGGAUCUCAUCAAGGCCAUGGAAGCCGCAGAUGUGAAGAACAAGUGGGAGAAGAGCUCAUGGGGAAGGAAAUUGAUUGUGAGGAAGAGGAGGGCUGCCCUCAAUGAUUUUGACAGGUUCAAGAUCAUGUUGGCAAAAAUUAAGAGGGCUGCUAGUGUUAGGCAAGAACUUGCUAAGCUAAGGAAGACUGCAGCUUAGACAUUACUUGCUGAUACAAUUUUCAAAUUUUGUUAUCAAUUUUCUCUACUGAGUACAACUUUUGAUGUUCGAGUGUUUUGUAUUGUUAAGACAAUUGAUUAAAUGUUUGAUUAUCAGAUAUUUGUUUCUGUAUUGUGGUAUAUGUUACCAUUCAGUCUUC
Vicia villosa (hairy vetch) is the source of this 677-nucleotide messenger RNA. Its product is annotated as large ribosomal subunit protein eL14-like. The record is from RefSeq and is a predicted model, not a curated record. NCBI's taxonomy places the organism in Eukaryota, Viridiplantae, Streptophyta, Magnoliopsida, Fabales, Fabaceae. Gene Ontology annotation, molecular function: RNA binding; structural constituent of ribosome. Gene Ontology annotation, biological process: ribosomal large subunit biogenesis; translation. The transcript is spliced from 5 exons. The coding region runs from base 116 to 517 and encodes 133 amino acids. Gene Ontology annotation, cellular component: ribosome; cytosolic large ribosomal subunit.